Molecule: messenger RNA, 1438 nt
Organism: Nelumbo nucifera (sacred lotus)
Lineage: Eukaryota; Viridiplantae; Streptophyta; Magnoliopsida; Proteales; Nelumbonaceae
Biological process (GO): fatty acid biosynthetic process
Molecular function (GO): hydro-lyase activity
Source: RefSeq, a predicted model, not a curated record
ACAGUUUCCAACCCGACGGUCCCAACUCCAGUUGGCCCCUCCUCCCUCUGCACAAACUUCGGAGUCUCCGCUCCCUGAUUCCUGUACUACAAACACUCACCUAACUUGAUUUCGUCUCGUUGAUUUCGCCCUCAUAAUCUUCACUUCUUAACUAUACUCACCUACUCUGCUCUUCUGCUUUGGAGGCUCGUUCCAUUUCUCUCCUCAUUUCAACAAUGGAGGCCACAUCUCUCUCGACCUCGCUUUUAUCUCGUCUUCCUUCUUCCUCGCUUUCUCACAAGGCCCUUGAUCAUGUCUUCCUACCAUCUUCCCCUGCGUCGUUUCAAACAAGAACCUUGUCUUAUCGAACCUCUAUUUUGAACACCGGAUCCCACUUCCAGCUGUCUGAAUCGAAGUGUCGAAGAAAUCUCAUUUCUUGCUGUUCUGGGAAUGGGGCAGACAACAGAGACAAUGAUGUUCCCAUUGAAAAGCGGUAUCCAGCAUUUCCAACUGUGGUGGAUAUUAACCAGAUUCGCGAGAUUUUGCCCCACCGGUUUCCGUUCCUUUUGGUGGAUAGAGUGAUUGAGUACAAUCCUGGUGUUUCAGCUGUUGCUAUCAAGAAUGUAACAAUAAACGAUAACUUCUUCCCUGGACAUUUCCCUGAGAGGCCUAUUAUGCCUGGUGUUCUCAUGGUCGAGGCAAUGGCCCAAGUUGGAGGGUUGGUCAUGCUGCAACCAGAAGUGGGUGGCUCCCGUGAGAAUUUCUUCUUUGCGGGAAUUGACAAAGUGAGGUUCAGGAAACCAGUGGUUGCAGGGGACACGUUGGUUAUGCGAAUGACACUUGUUAAACUGCAGAAACGCUUUGGAAUUGCAAAGAUGGAAGGGAAGGCAUAUGUUGGUGGUGAAGUAGUUUGUGAGGGCGAAUUCUUGAUGGCUACUGGAAGUGAAUGAUGCGCACAAGUGUGAAUCUGUUGCCUUGUUCUUUUUUCCUCCAUAGAGAUUGCUUAAUUUUGAUUUCCAGCCUCCACCCAAAAAUUAUCAAAAAGCAAAAAAUAUCACCUGAAAUUUUAAAUUAUUAGGACAUAUUGAUGUCAAGCGCAGAUUUCCUGCAGAACAUGCUUCUUGAGACAUGGCUGAUUGCUUGUUGGCAUCCUGCACCUCGGUUUUAUGCAGAAGGUAUUCUUUCAUAGAAGAGUGCGACGGCAGUACCUAAAGUCCUAAACUUUAAUAUUUUAGGAAAUGACAGAUUAAACCGAUUUUAUUGCUUAAACACUCUCUGAGAAAACUUGUGUCAAUUUCCUGUAGUCUGAUCUCCACGCAAAUGUUACUAAGGUGGAUGAUCCUUUCUAUCUUGGAUGGUUUCUCAACAAUGACUUAUAUCUUUACUAUUGGAAAUUUGGAUUCUCUUGAAAGAAGCUUUCAAUAGGGUGAUUACAAUAGUAUGAUGAGACUUUUACACC